Messenger RNA from Drosophila serrata, 2504 nucleotides. It is a transcript of the gene Men-b, whose product is annotated as NADP-dependent malic enzyme b, mitochondrial. The record is from RefSeq and is a predicted model, not a curated record. Gene Ontology annotation, molecular function: NAD binding; malate dehydrogenase (decarboxylating) (NADP+) activity. Lineage: Eukaryota; Metazoa; Arthropoda; Insecta; Diptera; Drosophilidae. Gene Ontology annotation, cellular component: mitochondrion. Gene Ontology annotation, biological process: malate metabolic process; pyruvate metabolic process.
UCAGCCAUCGAUUCUACUCCACCUCUAGUUUAAUAAUUUUAAAACGUCGAAGCGGUUCGGGUCCUAAAUAAGUUAAUUCCUGGUAGAACGUCGCGUCGCGGUACACACGAAGUUAAACAAUUACAAUAAGAAGUAUUAACCCUUGACACUGGGCGAGAGUAGAACAUAAACGCAAAGCAAAGCAACCUCAAAAUGUUGUCACGACCGAGUUUGUGCGGAACUGUGGGCAAACUGUGCCGCUGCAGCGCUUCAGCCACAGCAACAGCAGCGGGCGCCACAUCAGCUACAGUGCCGGCCACACGGCGAUACCAUGAGGUGGUGGGUGACAUUAUUACACCUUCGCAGGUGCGCGGCAUCGAUCACAUUCGCGACCCUCGUUUGAAUAAGGGUCUGGCUUUCACCCUCGAGGAGCGACAGACGCUGGGCAUUCAUGGCCUGCAGCCCGCCCGCUUUAAGACGCAGGAGGAGCAGCUGCAGCUGUGCAAGAUCGCCGUGAAUCGCUACACAGAGCCGCUGAACAAGUACCUGUACCUGAGCGAUCUGUACGAUCGUAACGAACGACUGUUCUUUCGUUUCCUCUCCGAGAACAUUGAGGACUUAAUGCCCAUUGUGUACACUCCCACGGUGGGCCUGGCCUGCCAGCGCUUUGGCCUUAUCUACAGGCGUCCGCACGGUCUCUUCGUGACGUACAACGAUCGGGGCCACAUCUUCGAUGUGAUGAAGAACUGGCCGGAGCCGAAUGUCCGUGCCAUCUGCGUGACGGAUGGCGAGCGUAUCCUGGGACUGGGUGAUCUGGGUGCCUGUGGCAUGGGCAUUCCCGUUGGCAAGCUGGCCUUGUACACGGCUCUGGCUGGUAUCAAGCCCCACCAGUGCCUGCCCAUUGUGGUGGAUGUAGGCACCAACAACAUCGAUCUGCUGGAGGAUCCUUUGUACGUGGGCCUUCGCCAGAAGCGAGUGGUUGGCCGGGAGUACGACGACUUCAUUGAUGAGUUCAUGGAGGCGGUGGUGCGGCGAUAUGGCCAGAACACGCUCAUCCAGUUCGAGGACUUUGGCAACCACAAUGCAUUUAGGUUCCUGGACAAGUACCGCAACACGUACUGCACCUUCAACGAUGAUAUUCAGGGCACCGCCGCCGUUGCCGUGGCUGGACUGUAUGCCUCCAAGCGGAUUACGGGCAAGUCCUUCAAGGAUUAUACCUUCCUGUUCGCCGGAGCGGGUGAGGCAGCCAUCGGCAUUGCCGAUCUCACGGUCAAGGCCAUGGUCCAAGAGGGUGUGCCCAUCGAGGAGGCCUACAACCGCAUCUACAUGGUGGACAUUGACGGUCUGCUGACCAAGUCCCGCAAGGUCGGCAACCUGGAGGGCCACAAGGUCAACUACGCCAAGGAUAUUGCGCCCAUGACGGAUCUCGCCGAGAUUGUGUCCACCAUUAAGCCAAGUGUUCUCAUUGGUGCUUCGGCCGCUGCCGGCAUCUUUACGCCAGAGAUCCUAAGAACCAUGGGUGAUAACAACGAGAGGCCCGUGGUCUUUGCGCUGUCCAAUCCCACCAGCAAAGCAGAAUGCACCGCCGAGGAUGCCUACAAGCACACGGAUGCUCGCGUUAUCUUCUCGUCGGGCUCUCCUUUCCCACCGGUCACAAUGGGCGACAAGACCUAUUAUCCCGGCCAAGGCAACAAUGCCUACAUCUUUCCGGGCGUCGGCUUGGGCGUUAUCUGCACGGGCACGCAUCACAUACCCGACGAAAUGUUCCUCAUUGCCGCUCAGGAGCUGGCCAACUUUGUUGAGCCCAGCGAUAUUGAGCGCGGCUCGCUGUACCCGCCCCUCUCCAGCAUCCGAGAUGUGUCCAUGAACAUUGCCAUUGGCGUGACCAAGUGCGCCUACGAUAGAGGUCUGGCAUCUACCUACCCGGAACCGCAGGACAAGCGCAAGUGGCUGGAAAUGCAGCUGUACAACUUCAACUACGAGACCUCGAUGCCGGCGACCUGGGUCUGGCCGCGGAUGCCCUACAUUAAGACUCGUGAAUUAGUGCCCACGGAUCUCUAUGGAAAACAAAAGAAAAAAGAAGAAAUUAUGUAAAUUAGCCAACCCCCCGACCACAGAAGCUAUUAACUGCUACCGAGAACUGGUGAGAGCAAUACAACCAACCAACCAACCAACCAAGCAACCAAUUGUUCCACAUCUAAAACAACUUAAUUCGCUGCCGUUAACAUCCAACUAUCUGUUACGAUUAUGAUUUCUGUAUCUUUUUAAGACUCCUUAUAUCCCCAGAGAUAUAUUCGAGUGACUAUAUUAUGUUUGUUGUUGAGCCAUGUCUGAUAUUUAUUAACGCAAUUAAGCAUCAGCAGCAGCUUUGUUAUAAUUUAUUGUUACCAAGGUCAAGCUCUAAAUGUAUCUAUAACUUUAUAAACCCCUUUGUCCCCUGAUCGAUCGGACCGAUUCAGCCAUUGUACCACUGACUAGAUGAUGAUGAUGUGCGAUAAACAAUAAAAUAAAAAAUACGCAAAUGU